This is a messenger RNA of Xenopus laevis (African clawed frog), 2789 nucleotides long. RefSeq names its product armadillo repeat containing 2 L homeolog (gene armc2.L). The record is from RefSeq and is a predicted model, not a curated record. The transcript is spliced from 19 exons. Gene Ontology annotation, biological process: sperm axoneme assembly; cilium organization. The coding region runs from base 228 to 2762 and encodes 844 amino acids. Lineage: Eukaryota; Metazoa; Chordata; Amphibia; Anura; Pipidae.
UGGCUCUGUGAUGCGUCACUGCGCUGACGUGUGGUAGUUGCGCCAGUCUCGCGUGAUGAGACUUUUGUUGUUCGGAUUGUAAGGGAAAGAGCUUGUAGUCACCAUAGCAACAGCCAUAAGUCUGGAGCUCGCUGACACAAGGGGGGCGCGAUAAUUCAAAAAAGCAUUGCUGCUGUAGUUCUUUUCUGAUGAUUUGCUGAAAUAUCAGCUUUGAGAAGUUAAUCAUUAUGAAUAAUUCCCAUGCAAAAACUUCAGAACCAUUCUACAAGCCUAGGACACCUGCUAAAAAGACAAGUGCUGAGAUAAUAAAUGAGGCCAGAAAUUCUCUGCGAACCCUGAGAACCCAACGUCCCUUUACACCAAGGGAAGAUCAAAGAAAGUUAUUUGGUCCUUCUUCAAGCCGAACAUCAGAUAAUCGUCCACCGUCUUCAUUCAGUUUGCAUUCCUGUAGCUUUGAUUCCCCUGACUCAAGACCUGUUUCUGGGACACGUCUCAGCCCUUUACCUCAUAAACCCAAAUUGCAGUUGUCUUCAACAUCAGAUGUGGAACAUGGCCCUUGUAUCCCCAUACCCCCAAUGCAUCCUAUGCAGGCAGGAAAAACUGGGGCGAGUCGUCUAUGGUUGCUCAGAGCAACAUCACAUGGAAGUCUACCUGAUAACAUGAUUCCACCACAAGAAGGAACGAAACAGCAACAUACAAGUCUUGCUUUGAAGGACAAUUCUCCUGAAGACUUUCUUAGUGAUACAGGGUUUAAUCCUGAACCAAGCCACAUUUCCAAUAUAGAAAUAGAAACUCCAACUUCUGAGAGACCGUGCAACCCUAACCACAAACAGAAGCAUGACUGCAAUGGAAGUAAGAGCAGGCCUUCUUCUUGCCCAAGCAGAACCGACAGUCCUUUACUGGGAAGUAAUUCAGGGUCUGAACCAGAAUCUACUGUGUCAGAAGAGGAAACUCGCCUUUGGAAUGAGAAGAUUUGCCCAAUAGUGCAAGACUUAGAAGCUGCUCAGCAUGAAAACAAUCAGGAUGAUCUCUGUUCUCUGUGUGUUAAACUACACGAGGUCCUAGAAGAAGAAAAUAUGUUGGGAAAGAAAUGCAAAUGGAGAGUUGUGGUUUUGAAGACUUUAUUCAAACUAGUAGACAUGGGUUCAGAUAAACUUGGAAUCAUUCUUGCAAAGUUAAUUCUAGCACUUAAAGUGAGCGGCAGAAAUCUUCUCAAUACAUGUAAGCUUAUUUUUAAAAUAAGCAGAAGUGAAAACAAUGAUUCCCUAUUUCAAAAUGGUAACAUCAUUGAUUCUCUUCUUGAGGUUCUACAAAGUGAAGAUGUUCGAACAAAUAGUGAAGCUUUCUUGUACAGCAUGGGGUCAAUCAAAUUCCUUUCUGGAAAUACAAUGAUCCUGAAUGAUUUACUCAGAAAGCAAGCCAUAGAAAUAUUAGUAAAGCUCAUGAAAGAGGUCACACGUACAAGCAAAGUUGCAGAGAAAGUGUCUUCCAGUAUGAGCCAUCUACUAGUACAGCUUACUGCAACACUAAGAAACCUGGCUGAUCUUUCCCAAUCAAAGCCCAGAUUCCUUGCCUGUAAUGCACUACCAGAACUGUGUGCAUUGCUGGAACACUAUAUUUGGGAUAAGGACAUCUGCACUAAUGUCUCUCGGAUACUCAGCAAACUUUCUGUGUAUAAUGACUGUUGCAUGGCGUUAGCGGAUUGCUUCAGAUGUUACGCUUUGCUCUUAUCUGUGCUGAACAAACAUCCAGAGAAGCAGGACCUGGUUGUUCGAAUUGUUUUUACCCUUGGAAACUUGACAGCAAAGAAUAACAAGACCCGUGAACUGUUUUAUAAAGAACAAGGAAGCAUUGAAACUAUGUUACAUUUGUUACACGUUUACUAUGAACUUGAUAGAAAGCCUAGCCAGUCAACAGCCAUUCAAAAUGAGAAGACCACGGAGCUUAAAAAGCCCUCUGAAAUUGAAGAUGUCCUAAUCAAAUUAAUAAGGACAUUAGCCAACUUGUGUGUUCAUCCAACCGUGGGUGCUGAACUUGCUGCAAAUCAGAACUGCAUUACGCUUCUAAUGCAAAUCCUUGAAUACAAGUCGAUUGAUGAAUGUGAAGAGUUGGUGAUCAAUACUGUUGCAACAGUCAACAAUUUAUCUUUUUAUCAAGAUGACACUUCUGUCAUUACAAAGAAAAGGCUCGAGAUUUCUAAAUCGCUUUUUAAAUUAUUACUCUGCAACAACAUGGAUGGGAUACUUGAAGCAGCAAGGGUUUUUGGCAACCUCUCUCGCUAUCAAGAUGUACGCAAUUUUAUGAUGGAGAAAAGUGUGUACAAGUUCUUUGUUGCACUGCUCGAUUCUAAACACCAGGAGAUCUGCUUCUCUGCCUGCGGGGUCCUGAUCAACCUGACUGCAGAGAAAAACAACAGAGUCUUGUUGCAAGAAGAAGGUGCAAUUGAAAAAAUAAUUGAUUGUUUGCGGGACUUUGCUACUUCUGAUUGGCAGCUGGCUGGUUUGUUGUGCCAAGCACUGUGGAACUUCAAUGAAAACCUGGAAUAUGCAGAGCCAUGCUUUGGAGUUGAAGAGACUGACUCUCUCCUGGAAAUUCUGACAUAUCUUCUAGAUGAGCAAACAGCUUUGGACAGCAAGAACGAAGAGUUAACUGAAUAUCACAAGACUUGCUGGGAAACAGAGUUUAAACCCGUGGCAUUUCAACUUAUGGAAAGGCAUAAGAGGCAUCAUUCCUAUUUAGAACCUCUGCCUUAUCCAGUGUAACACACACACACACACACACACACACAC